AUGGGUGCUUCUCUAACAUCACCCUUACCACAUCGACCACCAACUAGCGUUUGCAAUCAUCUAUUCGUCGCAUCGGAUGCACCACCAAUUUUUCGGCAUCAUCCGUUAACAGCGGUUCAAAACAAGAAACAAUCGGUAUUUACAGCAGGAUGGAAUUGGUCUAAGAAAGCUGCGCAACAG
Molecule: messenger RNA, 180 nt
Organism: Acanthocheilonema viteae
Lineage: Eukaryota; Metazoa; Nematoda; Chromadorea; Rhabditida; Onchocercidae
Source: the annotation of a GenBank genome assembly